Molecule: messenger RNA, 2654 nt
Organism: Thalassophryne amazonica
Lineage: Eukaryota; Metazoa; Chordata; Actinopteri; Batrachoidiformes; Batrachoididae
Gene: nup62l
Product: nucleoporin 62 like
Exons: 2
Coding region: 252-2300 (682 amino acids)
Biological process (GO): protein import into nucleus; RNA export from nucleus
Cellular component (GO): nuclear pore; nuclear pore central transport channel
Molecular function (GO): phospholipid binding; structural constituent of nuclear pore
Source: RefSeq, a predicted model, not a curated record
AUGCCUGUUCGAAAUGUGCCACAGUUUCCGGGUAACGUUCUCGGCCAUACGCAUUUUUAAAAAUCGUUAUCUCGUUUAACGCAAUGCUACCAAACAAUUAAUGAUCGUAUUUGAUGUUAAAGUCCGAAAGUAAUUUCAAAUCAAUCCGUUUUCUGAAGGUUUUGUUGGCCCGCCAAAAGCUACGUAGGACUCCGCGCCGGAAGUGUCCAUCUUGAACGUGAGUUGUGUUUUUGGAAAAAAAAAAAAGGAGAAUGAGUGGCGGUUUUAACUUCAGUCAAGUCAACACCACAGGCUUUACUUUCGGAAACCAGAAGACUACAGCGACGGCUCCCGUCACCGGCUUCAGCAUGACGAGCUCCGCGCCUGCAGCCUCCGGUGGAGGCUUCACCUUCGUCACGAACCCGCAGAACAACACCAACGCGACGGCUACUUUUGGAGCUAACCCCGCUAGUACUUUUGGGACAAACCCUUCAAGUACCUUUGGAACUAACACUGCCAGUACCUUUGGGACAAACCCUUCGAGUACUUUUGGAGCCAACCCUGCGAGUACUUUUGGAGCCAACCCUGCGAGUACUUUUGGUAGUACCAACCCUGCGAGUACUUUUGGUAGUACCAACCCUGCGAGUACUUUUGGUAGUACCAACCCUGCGAGUACUUUUGGUAGUACCAACCCUGCGAGUACUUUUGGUAGUACCAACCCUGCGAGUACUUUUGGUACUACCAACCCUGCGAGUACUUUUGGUACUACCAACCCUGCGAGUACUUUUGGUACUAACCCUGCUGGGAAUUUGGGUACAAAUCAAGCCGGGACUCUCAGUACCAACCCUGCUGGAACAUUCAGCUUCGGAACCCCAGUGAAGACCAUAUCGGCCACUGGUGGCUUCUCCUUUGGGACUCCUACCACCACCACCUUUAGUUUGGGCUCAACCCCCCAGACCACCACUUCAGGGCUGACCUUAGGCUCCACACCAUCCUCUGGGACGGGCUUCACCCUGGGCGCUGGGUUUUCCACGCAGACCACGGCGUCUGCUCCUGCAGGUGGCGGCUUCAGCUUUGGGAAUCCGCUUCAAUCUCAGGUCCAGUCUGCUGCUGCUGCAGCAACAACAACAACAGCAGCAGCAGCACCACCAGCGACAACCACGUCCACCGGCCUGUCAUUUGGAGGCUUUAGCUUUGGCGCUGCCAAGGUCCAGGUGACCACACCAGCAGUCAACACUGCAUCCUCUGGGGGGAGCUUCAUCUUUGGCGGCAGCACCCCUUCCUCCACCCUCACCUUGUCCCAGCCAGCCUCAACCUCUGCAGCCACAACAGUCCAAAGUGGAGGGCUCAGCUUUGGAGUGAAACCAUCACUAACUCCAGCUCCUCCUGUGUCAACUCAGGCGGCCCAAGGUGGAGUUGAGUCUCUCUUUUCUCUCCCAGUGUCCACGGCUACUGCGGCCACCACCACAUUGGGCACCGGCUUCAUUUUGGGUGCCACUUCAUCCUCAGCAAGUACCACUAUUGCCACAACCACCACAAUGGCUAGUAGCGGUCUGGCGUUUUCACUAAAACCCCUGGGAGCUGCUACCACCACCACCACUGCUCCUGCUACAACAUCAGCGGCAACAAGCGCUUCCACAUCAGGCUUUUCUCUGGGAUUCAAACCUGCAGCCACCACGAUUACCACGACUGUGACGACCAGCAUCAUACCUACAUCCACCGCUCCGUCGGUAAUGACCUACGCCCAGCUGGAGGGUCUCAUUAACAAGUGGAGCCUGGAGCUGGAGGACCAAGAGCGCCAUUUCUUGCAGCAGGCAACUCAGGUGAACGCUUGGGACCGUUUGCUGGUGGAGAACGGUGACAAGAUCACAGCACUGCACAAGGAGAUGGAGAAGGUGAAGCUGGACCAGAGGAGGCUGAACCAGGAGCUGGAUUUCAUCUUGUCUCAACAGAAAGAGCUGGAGGACUUGCUCCUCCCGCUGGAGGAGUCAGUCAGGGAGCAGAGCGGCACCGUCUACAUGCAGAACGCAGACGAGGAGCGUGAGAGAACGUACAAGCUGGCUGAGAACGUGGAUGCGCAGCUCAAAAGGAUGUCUCAGGACUUGAAGGAGAUCAUCGAGCACCUGAACACAUCCAGCGGCCCCGCAGAUACUAGUGAUCCGCUGCAGCAGAUCUGCAAAAUCCUCAACGCCCACAUGGACUCACUUCAGUGGAUCGAUCAGAAUUCAGUUCUUCUGCAGAGACGAGUGGAGGACGUGUCCAAACUGUGUGACAACCAGCGCAAGGAGCAGGAGAAAACCUUUCGUUUAACCUUCGACUGAUCUGCAGUAAAUGCAUCCACUCACAUUCAUGUCACACAUUCACAUUUGAAAGUCGUUAUGUGGGUGUGCAUGCAUUUGAUUUACAGUUGCUGUCAUGUUUAAGCUCGUGUGAUUGUUUGCCUCCAUAAAAAUGGAUAUUUUCAGUAGUUUUAUAAAAUAUUGUAUAACACUUUUCUUUGACCAAAAGUGAAACGUGCUGUAAAUGUUCAGAAAGUUUGAUCAAAUAAAGCUUUGGCUCUGUUUAGUUUUAAAAAAAAAAAAAAAAAACACCAUUUAUUUCAGUGGCAGUGGUUCAGACAGUUUGCAAACCUUCUUGUACAUUUAAGACAAAACUGUUAUAAUUGUUCAUUUAAA